Molecule: messenger RNA, 989 nt
Organism: Daldinia loculata
Lineage: Eukaryota; Fungi; Ascomycota; Sordariomycetes; Xylariales; Hypoxylaceae
Product: NAD(P)-binding protein
Exons: 3
Coding region: 376-915 (179 amino acids)
Source: RefSeq, a predicted model, not a curated record
AAUAGUCAAGGAUCAAGGCUAGAAGUACACUCAGCUGGAAAAAUGUCAAGCUUCAGCUGCAGUUGCAUUGAUCUAAUGAGACGACACCCGGUAAAUUAUACGCCAUCGAUCGGCUCCGAUAGCGCCAAGAUUUGGUAUAAGUAAGCCUCGGGAUAUCAACUUCGAGGAUUGAUAAGAGAACCGGGACACUACAUCAUUCAUCAUUCAUAUGUCAUAUGCUUCUCAACGAUUUAACUCAACAUUACCUAGGUACUCAUUUAGAACUAGCAGAUCGUUCUCAUUUAACAAUAUCAAACAAACGCAUCUCCCUCUUAAUAUUCUUUCAUUAGACCUACCUUAUUAGACCACAUUUGUCCCAUUAUCCACCUAUUAUUAAUGCUCAAGAUGACUACCGAAACUACCGUCCGAACUUUCUUCAACUCCCCUCAAUUCGCCGUGGUGGGCGCGAGCACGAACCCCGCCAAGUUCGGCCAUAAGGUCUUCACUUGGUACCAUGCACACUCGCUCCCGGUGACGCCCAUCAACCCGGCGAGCGCCAGUAUAGAAACGCCUUUCGGCGUGCACCCGACCGUCAAGUCGCUCGCCGACCUGCCCGAUCCGCAGCACACCUCGCUGUCGGUCAUCACGCCAGCACCCGUGACCCUGACCGUGCUGAAAGAGGCCAAGAAGCUCGGUAUCCCCGCCGUGUGGCUUCAGCCGGGCACCUGGGACGAUGCGGUGCUCGACUAUGCGCGCGGUGGUGCGGAAGGAGCGGAAGAGGGUGGCUACGAGGGCGCCUUAGUCGCUGGGGACGGCGGCAGCGGCCAUGGCGGCUGGUGCGUCCUCGUCGACGGUGAGCGUGGCCUCAAAUCGGUAGGAAAACUCAAGAGGCGUGGGGUGGGAAAGCUUAUGGGAGCGGUGUGCGCUCUAAUGUGAGCGCGACGACUUGCGCCGAUAUCAUAUUUCGACAGAUGAAUUUUCGUCACUAAUUGAUAGAAUCCAAUUGCAUA